Messenger RNA from Phaedon cochleariae (mustard beetle), 1848 nucleotides. NCBI's taxonomy places the organism in Eukaryota, Metazoa, Arthropoda, Insecta, Coleoptera, Chrysomelidae. The record is from the annotation of a GenBank genome assembly.
AUGUUAGAGCGUAGCGGGAAAAGUGGCAACAUGGGUGAUACGAAUUUGAUGAUCGCCCGAUCAGCGAUUGUUUUGGGAAUGGUAGCGGCAGUAGCAACAAUUAUAUAUUUCACCCCCGUACCAAAUCAAAACUUCAAGAGCUGUGAUAGACCUUGCCAUGAUCUAGAUUGGCCAAUGAUAUGUAGAGUAACACUAAAUAUAGAAAUGUUUCAAACUAAUUUAAUAUGCGAAGACUGCCACACCAACUCGUCCUCCUGCGUCCAGACCUCCUGUCCCACACCAGCAACCACAACCACAACCAGAAGCAUCAUAACCGUCAACCGUCAACUCCCAGCUCCACCAAUCCACGUCUGCCACAACGACAUCCUGAUCAUCGACGUGGCCAACAGAAUCGAAGGCCACACCCUCUCCCUGCACUGGCGAGGUCAGCCUAAUCACGAGGCACCCUUCAUGGAUGGAGUGCCUCUGGUCACCCAGUGCCCCAUAUCCAGCUACACCACCUUCCAGUACAAGUUCAGAGCCUCUUCACCCGGAACGCACCUGUACCAUGCCUACUCGGAUGCUGACAGGUCCAACGGCUUGUUUGGUGCUCUGGUUGUACGUAGAGCCAAGAAGACAGAGCCGCUGAGGAAGCUCUAUGACGUGGAUGAUGAUCAACACGUGGUGCUGUUGUCAGAGUGGACUGAUAGCUCUAAGAGUCUGCAAAGCCCUAGUAGCAUCCUGAUUAAUGGAAAAGGACCUAAUGGGUCCCUAACUUCAUUCAUUGUAACCAAAGGAAAGAGACACAGGUUCCGUGUCGCUCACACUGGUGGGAUCAAAGGCUGUCCUAUAACUGUAAGCAUCGACAACCACUUACUGAAAGUUGUAGCUGUGGAUGGGAACCCGAUCAAUGCUCAGGAAGUGUCUUCGAUCACUUUAUCAAAGGGAGAAAGAUUAGACUUUGUGCUGAAAGCUAACCAAGCAGCUGGUGCUCAUUACUUGAGAGCUUCGUCGACUUGUGAUGGUAAAGAGAUCAGUGGUGGGGCGAUAGUGAGUUACCUUGGUACGAGUGAUGGGGUUACCGUGGGAAAGAAGCUGGGUGGAAUGAGAGAUCCCAGGAGGUUCAGGACUUCCUUCUGUGGGAAUAAAGAUGGAGAUGUUUGCUUGGGCGCUGUGAGGUCGAUGGAGAAGAUGGCAGAGGAAUUGGGAGGAGACGUUGACAGGAAGUUCUAUAUUGGUUUUGACCAUAUUCAUAAAGAUGUUGAAUUCGAUCAGACUGGUUUUACCAGUGUUCGAAUGCAAGUUCACAGACUCAACAACAUUUCCUUCACAUUUCCCCCUUGUCCCCUACUAACCCAGCCAGGAGACGUUCCCCUGGAUCUGAUGUGCAACGAAUUCAAUUUGCCCGAUAGAUGUAAAGGAAAGGACACUUGCGAGUGUGUCCAUCUGGAACACAUCCCAUUGGGGAGCCGGACCGAGAUCGUCCUCAUCGAUGAGAGUGGAGAUGAAGAAGAACAUAUUUUUCAUUUGCACGGUCAUCAGUUCUACGUGCUAGGAUCACGGAUUUUUGACAAACCACUGGCAAGAGCAGACGUGAGAAAAUUGGACCAAGAAAACAAGUUGUUGAAAAGAAACUUGAUGCAUCCGGUUCUGAAGGAUACCAUAAGAGUGCCUCGAAAUGGGGUAGUGGUCAUAAGAUUUCUAGCCAACAAUCCAGGUUUUUGGAUGUUGAGGGAUGAGAAAUCGGAAGCUUGGACUAGAGGAAUGGACAUAGCUUUCCAAGUGGGAGAACUAGCAGAUGUGGUGUCGACACCUACAGCUUUUCCAACAUGUGGGAAUUUCAUUGGACCACAAUUUUUCCUAGUCUGA